Molecule: messenger RNA, 432 nt
Organism: Zingiber officinale
Lineage: Eukaryota; Viridiplantae; Streptophyta; Magnoliopsida; Zingiberales; Zingiberaceae
Product: miraculin-like
Exons: 1
Coding region: 1-432 (143 amino acids)
Molecular function (GO): endopeptidase inhibitor activity
Source: RefSeq, a predicted model, not a curated record
AUGGCAAGUGCCUUCGCCCCAACCAUCGGUAUUACGUCCUCUCCCGCGGUGGCGGUGGUGGAGGCCUCACUCUUUGGGCGCUCGGCUCGAAGAAAGACGAGUGGUGGAUGCUCUCUGCUGGCAAUGGUCCAAGAGGGCUCUAAGGUCGAUUCCAGCCUCCCGGUGAUCUUCUUGCCGGUGUCAGACGGCACCGAGUUUGUCAAUACAUCCACGAACCUCAACGUUCAGUUCAUCACAGAAACUAUCUGUUUGAAGUCAACCAUUUGGCAGGUCAACAACGCGUCAGAACCGCAGUAUCUUAUUUUCGGGAGGCGCAAAAGGGAGCCCGGGAGUUACUUUAAACUCGAGGAGUACAGUGGAGGAGACUACAAGUUUAUCCAUUACCUGACUAACCGUGAUGUGGGGCUUUUCCUAGAUGGAGGGAAGAGAUGA